Symbiodinium natans is the source of this 897-nucleotide messenger RNA. Lineage: Eukaryota; Dinophyceae; Suessiales; Symbiodiniaceae. The record is from the annotation of a GenBank genome assembly.
AUGUGCCAUGUGGGCUUUCCAGAUUGGGACGCCCUUUUGAUCCUCACCUUGCUGACGCAACCAUCCCAAAGUAUGCAUCGCAUAGAGGACUUUACGGAGCAGCCACCUGACGCUACAUACCGUGUGCCAUUAAUGCUCUUGCAUAACACCAGAAUUGACACCCUUGCAUUGUCCGUAGUCCUACCGGCCGACAGUUACACACUGUCAGACAGUUGGACCAGGCAAAAAAGCGACAUUGUGAAGGUGGCCCAGGACUGCUUCACGCGGAACGCAGUGCAAACGAGCAAUCUCGGAGAGCUGCAACUUGGUGUCGUUUCAGAGCACUCCAGUACUCCGGUGCUGAGUUUUCUGGCUUCCAACCCCCAGCAAGGGACAUUGGGGGUUGCCACCGGUUGCGUGGUGACCAACCUCGAUGCUCUGUGGGGAUGGCGGCCGGAGCUUACCGGCUCGGGCUCAAACACUGGUGGCCCCUACGACGUCUACGGCGCGGGUCUGACCUUGGUGGGUGUGGAGACGCCCUCCGGUAGCUGGCAGUUCAUGCUAAAGAAGCCGGAUUCUCAAGAAGCUGAUGCCUCGCACGUGGCCGUGACGGUGCACAGCCACCACCGGGGCGAUGCCACGCCGCAGCAGGAAACCGACCUGAUCCACUUUGCCGAGUCCUGCUUCAGCAAAGGGGAUGUCGACACUUCCAACCUUGGCAGCUUGCAGUUUUCCUUGGGCAGAAACGUGGACUGCGUUCUGCAGAAAUGUUCGGAGGCAUGGGGCUUCAAGCCGGAUUCUUCCAGCUCCGGCUCGGACACUGGCGGCCCCUACGACAUGUACGGUGCCGAGGCCACGGUGAUCGGGGUCGAAUCCCCUUCGGGCAAGUGGGAGUUCGUGCUGCAGCUGAAGAACUGA